This is a messenger RNA of Cervus elaphus (red deer), 1868 nucleotides long. Its product is annotated as protein phosphatase 1D-like. The transcript has 3 exons. The record is from RefSeq and is a predicted model, not a curated record. NCBI's taxonomy places the organism in Eukaryota, Metazoa, Chordata, Mammalia, Artiodactyla, Cervidae. Bases 338 to 688 code for a protein of 116 amino acids.
CCCGUACUGCGAGGGGAGGCGGAGAGAUGGGGCAAUUGACUAUUGCUAACAAGUUAGCCUUGAUCGAGGAGUAAUCAAUUAUCUGCAGCGGCACUUCUCUCUCUCUUUCUCUCCGUCUUUCUCCUCUCUUCUUUCUCUCUGUUCUCUCUCCUCCCGUUCUCCCUCCCUCUUUCCCUCCCUCUUCUCUCUUCUCUGCUCCCCCCGUCUCUCUCCUUCUCUCCUUCUCCCUCGUCCUCUCUUUCACUCUCUGUCUGUCCAAUGCAGGCUGCUCUAAGUUGGGAAGCUCAUUAAUUAGCGGGCCUGGGGUAGGAGGAGCCGGCUGGAAUUAGCCUGCCUAAUGCGCCUGUCAGUCCGGGCGCUGCGCCGCGCUCGGCCCGAGCUGUUUGUAAAUUACAUUAGCCGCGCCUUUAUUGCACCCGAACCUCCGGCGACUGAAAAGCCGCCGCCCCCACCCCAAACUGCGAGCCGCGCUCCCGGAGCACCCGCCUCCCGCCGGCCUGGCUGUGAUGGCAGCGCUGGCCCGGAGAUCUCGGGCUCUCCAACCCGGGAUUUGGCGCCCGAGAAGGGCGGCAAGAGCCCAGCCGGGGAGGUAUGCAGCCGCCGCGCGGGCCAGAGGCAUGUGAGAUGGACUGAUGGCACCUGGACCCCAGACGGCUCCACCACUGCCCAGCAGUGUGUUCUUGGCUGAUGGGUUCCCAGGCAUUAGAAACUUCUCCAGUCCUCACCACAUCUUGGUUUUACCGAAGAGGAAACUGAGGUUAAGACUGCGUCCCACUGGUCAACUGCACAGGUGGGAUUCGAACCUGCCUCCGUUUAGGAGGCGCUCCUAAAUUUGAGCCAGGUAGCCUCCCUUGGACUAGCAAAUCGAGCCCUCACAGGGCCGGCCACCACCUGAGCGAGGAGGGGUUGGGCUGAAUUGCUAAGCAUUCUCCAUUUUUUGUGUGCCGGAAAAGCAUUGAAAAUUUUUUCAGGUAAACGAUUUUGGCCGCUCCCGGGGAAGGAAUGGAAAGGACACCCGGGGUGGGGUGGGGGGACCUCCAGCUUGUUGUGGGAGAGCCACUAGGGCGGAACAAGGAAGGCGGCUCUUCUCUGAAGCAGAGCUUAGGUUGAAGCCCUCGCACCUGGAUUUUUUCCUCUUUCGAGUUUAUCCAUCUGCUCAGUCGGUCCUGUGUAGCCCACGUCUUCAGAAGACCACGUCUUGGGGGCGGAGGAGAAGGCACAAGGCCCCCUCCUGGGCACAGGUAUGGCCAGAGGACACCCGACGCUUUCACCCCCUCCAGGGGCGCCUCUCUGAGGGAAAGUCCUCCUAGCGGCAGAGGAGUUGGCUGGGGGGAGUGGAGAGAGGCUGGUGGGACCGCUGGCUGGGCAAGGAAGGCUGGAAUACAGGCUCCCCAGCGACCCCGUCCCAAGCUCCCGCUGCAAGGUCGCGGCAUGGCAGCCCCGACAGGCCACGCGUCCCUCGACACAAGUCCCAUUACAUUGUAUUUAUGUUUCACUUUAUUGUUUUUUUUUUCUCCUCUCAUUAUUGUCUCACUCUGGGGGAGGCAAAGGAUAUAAUAUAUUCAUCUUUAUUAUACCAAAUCUGUGUGAAGCAUUUAAUAAAACGCUGUUUCCACACAGCCAGGGAUUAGUGUGAGCUAUUCUUAAGUUAAUGCUCGGGUACGGAGGGCGCCUCCGCCGCAACGCCUGCUGCUGGCGGCCGGAGGGAAGCGCAGGCCCCGGAUGGUGCGCCGGCGCCCACCCCAGCACCCGGUGCCCUUACCAGACCGCCGUCUCUCAGUGGCCCCUCGGGCCCCAGCCUGCGGGAGGGGCUCCGAAACAAGCUCCCUCCAGCGUUUCUAACUCGCUGCGGGCUUCGGUCUGUGACU